Messenger RNA from Microplitis demolitor, 1263 nucleotides. It is a transcript of the gene Pex14, whose product is annotated as peroxisomal membrane protein PEX14. Gene Ontology annotation, cellular component: peroxisomal membrane; peroxisomal importomer complex. The transcript is spliced from 3 exons. Gene Ontology annotation, molecular function: signaling receptor binding. NCBI's taxonomy places the organism in Eukaryota, Metazoa, Arthropoda, Insecta, Hymenoptera, Braconidae. Gene Ontology annotation, biological process: protein import into peroxisome matrix, docking. Bases 260 to 1018 code for a protein of 252 amino acids. The record is from RefSeq and is a predicted model, not a curated record.
GUGCAUCAGCGCAUGUGUAUACAGAGGGUAUAGGUUACGUUUUUACAUACAUUUAUAUUUAUAUCAUUUAUAUAUAUAUUAUAUACAUUUACACAUAAUAGUAAAAUAUGAGUGACUAUCUAGUAAUUAAUUAUUCAUGUAUUAUUUAAAUUUCUUAAUUAUCAAUGAUAUUUAUUUAUUGACAAAAGAUAAGUUUUAAUUAUUAAUAAUAACAAUAGAUAUACAUAUAUAUUUAAAUACAUAUAGAUAUAUUUAAAAAAUGGCAGAUAACUGUAGCGAUAGUAAUAAUUUUAAUGGUAUUCCACCUCUGCGGGAAAGUUUGAUAAAUACAGCAGUUAAAUUUUUGAAAAACCCGCAAGUGUCAUCGAGCCCUUCGAAAAAAAAAUACAUAUUUCUAAAAAAUAAAGGUCUGACGGAUGAAGAAAUUAAAAAGUCAUUUGAACUUGCGACAGUAGCACUUCCAAUUGAUAAUAAAAACGAAUUUACUUCGAUAUCUAUUCCUUCCUAUAAUAAUAAUAAUAAUUAUGUUAGUAGUAAUUAUUUAACGCAACCAAAGUGGAUUUAUAUUAUUAAAGAAGUUUUUAAUGUUACCGCCUUUAUUGGGACUACUUUUUACUGCAUUUACUGGUGUUACAAGAAAUUUAUUGAGCCAAUUUUAUUUAAACGUAAGCCUCCAAAACCUGAUGACAAUAACGAAUUAAUAUUGAAAGACGUCAAAGAAAUGAAAGAGUCCAUAGCUAACGUUGAAGAAAACGUAAGCAAACUAACGUGCAAUCACACACCAGACCCAACAGUACCACAAUUAAUACAGGAAUUGAAACAAGACUUAGCUAGUUUAAAAGGUUUACUAUUAUCCCGCAAACAAUUCCCAAGUGCGCCGCCUUCGAUUCCAACUUGGCAGCUGGACGACGCCUCCAAUCAGAACCGCGAAAAAACUACAGAAGACGAUGCCGCGAGUGGCAGCAGCGCUAAUAAUUCUGACAGUUCGCUAGAAAUGAUACGAGAAGAUCCAAAAUAAAUUUUUUUUAUUAUCAUAUAUAUAUAUAUAUAUAUAUAUAUACUUAUUGAUAAAUUAAUGGACAAUAGUUAUAUUGAUCACCAAAAAAUGAACCCGACCCAAAUUAUACGAUGCAAUAAAAUACUGAAUUUUUUUUUAUACUUUUAAUAACAUUAUUUAAUUUUUUUUUUUUAUUUAAAACAAACUUUUAGUUUUGUAGUAAGUUAAAUUUAAAAAUUCAAAUUUGCGCGGGAAUUGUAGAUAAU